AAAGGCGCUUCCAAGAGUUUUAUGGAUGAAUUCAAUGCUUUGGAGAAUAUACGGCAUUGAAAUCUCCUUAAGAUUGUAAGCAUAUGUUCAAGCGUUGAUCAACAAGGCAAUGAAUUCAAAGCUCUAGUACUCGAGUUCAUGUCCAAUGGAAGCCUGGAGCAAUGGUUGCAUACAGGACACGGUGAGCAAAAGCAAACUAAGAGUUUGAACUUCGUUCAGAGACUGCACAUCGCCAUAGACGUUGCUUGUGCAUUGGAAUAUCUCCAUCAUCAUUGUGAGAUACCGAUUGUGCAUUGUGACCUAAAGCCACGCAAUGUCCUUUUGGAUGAUGAUAUGACAGCCCAUGUCGGUGACUUUGGAUUAGCAAGUUUUCUUAUGGAAGCGUCAAAUCAUCUUUCCAAGAACCAAAACUUAUCUGUGGUGCUGAAGGGUUCCAUUGGGUACAUUGCUCCAGAAAGUGGUAUGGGGGGCCGAGUGACCACACUAGGAGAUGUUUACAGUUAUGGGAUUCUCUUACUGGAGAUGUUUACAGGAAAGAGACCAACCGAUGAUAUAUUCAAAGACGGGCUAAGCAUUCACAGCUUUGUUGCAACGGCUUUGCCUGAAGGAGUGAUGGAAAUAGUAGACCGAUCACUACUCUGGGAAGAAGGAAACAAGGUUUAUGUUGAGAACGAAGAAGUGAAAAAUGAAGACAGAGCUAUCAUCAGUGAUCAUGAUUCGCAUAACACUAUUUCUGAAGUGAAACUGUAAUGGAUUGCAUGGCUUCAGUGCUGAAAAUUGGACUUUCGUGUUCUGCUUCACUACCAAGGGCACGAAUGCCAAUGAACAUCGUCGUGAACAAAAUGCACGCAAUCAGAGAUUUGGUUCAAAGAUCUAAUAAGAGGAAUGAGAGAAGAACACCAUAGGUUAC
This is a messenger RNA of Rhododendron vialii, 910 nucleotides long. RefSeq names its product probable LRR receptor-like serine/threonine-protein kinase At3g47570. NCBI's taxonomy places the organism in Eukaryota, Viridiplantae, Streptophyta, Magnoliopsida, Ericales, Ericaceae. The record is from RefSeq and is a predicted model, not a curated record. Gene Ontology annotation, biological process: protein phosphorylation. Bases 139 to 750 code for a protein of 203 amino acids. Gene Ontology annotation, molecular function: ATP binding; protein kinase activity. The transcript has 2 exons.